Pestalotiopsis fici W106-1 is the source of this 1983-nucleotide messenger RNA. RefSeq lists its product as uncharacterized. The transcript has 3 exons. NCBI's taxonomy places the organism in Eukaryota, Fungi, Ascomycota, Sordariomycetes, Amphisphaeriales, Sporocadaceae. The coding region runs from base 1 to 1983 and encodes 660 amino acids. The record is from RefSeq and is a predicted model, not a curated record.
AUGGCAUAUUCUACUGUGCACGAUUACAAUUACAACGAGGCUCCGCCAGUAGUUGCCCAUGAGACUUUGGGCGACGAGAGUCGCCACCAGCCUCCUCAACAGGACCACAUAACCUAUGCAGAAACGCAGUCUCUUACAAGUUGGGACGGGCAGAAGAUUUACCCUACAGCAGAGUAUCAUCAAGUUAAUCCUUAUUGGAAUAAUCCGAUACCCACGGGGCCAUCUCAUCACAGAGGAUGGAGCGGCAGCACGGCUACAGUCGAUAUACCCUUGGAGGAUAGGUCACCUCCAAAAUCCGAUACCAAGUCCUUGAAACAGAAAUCUCCCUCGUCGGGAGGAGGUUCCUGGACACUGGAAAUCGUCACCAUUUUGUUCGCCUGUGCCGCCGUUGGGGGCAUCAUGGGCGUGCUCGCGCGGUUCGAGAAUCGACCUCUGCCCGACUGGCCCUACUAUAUCACGCUCAACGCCCUCAUCGCCCUGCUGGCGGCAGUCGCGCUCGCUACCAUGAGCGUAUCGCUGCAAAACGGUAUAUCGCAGCUCAAGUGGAUCCGCUUCAAGGAAUCCAGGGCACCGUUGGCUGAUAUGGAGACAUUUGACGAGGCGAGUCGAGGUACCUGGGGCGCAUUGAAGCUUUUGGCGACAGCCCGAGGAGGCUUUCUCGGCUCAUUUGGUGCCGUCAUUGCUAUUGUCAGUCUGGCCCUGGGCCCGUUCGCUCAACAAAUCAUUACAUACCAGAUGAGAACAGUCAUGGACGAGAGUCCAGGUAGCGCAACGAUAGCUCGUGCACAGAACUAUACUGGGGCUCUUCCAGGAAACACUUCAUCCACCGGCUACGUCCCGAUCCUACCCCUUAAAUCCGCAGUAUACAACGGCCUCUUUGCAGAAAACGGAAGACCCAACGCGGCCCUCAAAUUCGAACGUCAGACAGGCAAUUGCACCUGGUCGGCCUUUGAUACGAUUGGCGUCUGCCACGAAUGCGUCGAUCUGACACCAUACAUGAGCAGGUACUGCGCCGCCUCGGACGACAACAACCAAGACUGCGGCUGGAAAGUUCCCCAAGGGCCGGCCUACCUCAACAGUAGCGCCGACGUUUUUAGCAUGACCCCGCUCAUCCCGUCGGCGAGCGGUGACAUGCCGCACUCGACCAUUAUGCGUCUCGUAUUCAUGGGCACCGAGGCCAAGGAUGGGCUGGCGGGCGAGCUCAAACCCUGGGCCCAGCAGUGCGCCCUGUCCGUGUGUCUGCAGACCAUCGACGCCGCCGUGGCCAACGGCGUGCUGAGCGAAAACGUGACGGCGCGCGUCGUCAACCGGACCGUCGUCGACAUGACCCGGGACACCUCCAGUCAAGACUUUGCCGCCUACGUUACCGGCCAGGAUGGUGAGGUUUAUAACGUGGGAAUGGAGGCCCUGCUCAGCAUGCGCGGGUGGUUCUCUUCGCUGUUUGCUGCCGGUCGUGCUGUCCGCACCACGGCCGAUGCCAAUCGUACCAUCACGGACAACUCGGUGGUUGUGAACCUGACGGUUGGCAUCUCAAGUGGUGUGACCUUUUUCGAUUCUGAUAUCGUGACCGCCUUUUACUGGAACUACUACGAGUAUCAAGACGCUGACGGCAUCGACAUGCUCAUGUCGGACAUGGCGACAUCAAUGACGGUGGCAUUUCGCUCCUUCUUUGGCGCUGUGCCAGUUUCGGGAAAGGCAAUCUCCAUGGAGUCAUUCGUCCAUGUCCGCUGGGGGUUUGCUGUUCUGCCAAUCGUUGUCGUGGUUGCCACGGUGCUCUUCUUGAUGGCAGCUAUAUACCGAACCCGCCAAUCCAACACAAAGGCAUUGAAGAGUAGUGCUCUGGCGAUGCUGUUCCAUGGAUUGGACGAGGACAUCAGGUCACAAUUUGGAAGUGUAAGGAAUCUUAAUGACAAGAAGAGACAGGCGCGAGUAGUCAAAGUGCAGCUUAAUGAGAGUGACGGGAAAAGUCUACUGAGGGGUUGA